Talaromyces rugulosus is the source of this 4677-nucleotide messenger RNA. RefSeq lists its product as uncharacterized. Lineage: Eukaryota; Fungi; Ascomycota; Eurotiomycetes; Eurotiales; Trichocomaceae. The transcript has a single exon. The record is from RefSeq and is a predicted model, not a curated record. The coding region runs from base 1 to 4677 and encodes 1558 amino acids.
AUGGCUCCAACCAAUCUACAGACUACUAACAGUUUGCGAAACAGACUGCGUCGCAAUAAUAUACCUAUGAAUCUCACAAUCGACACAAAGUCUGCCGCCAGCUUACAGCCGCCGAAGCAGCUCAAGCUACCUUUCUCCUCGCCCAUCAUCGAUGAGUCGUCCAGCCCGGAGAACUCGUCUCUCGCCAGCGGCUCCUCGGGCAGCGGUGAUCAUCCCAAGUCCAGAAUGGUCGGCAGGCUCAGCGGCAUUGAGGCUGGCACUUCGCUGAGCAAGAACGAUUUCGAGCGCGCUCUGUACACGGAUCUGAGGCAGCCGAAAGAGCAGCAGGAGAUGAUGCAGUGGUCCAGCUCUGAUGCCGUGGUUACGAAUAAUUAUAACAAUAAGCAAAACGGGAGACGGAAGAGUGGCGUUUCAAAGAGGAGCCAGCGGCCGACCGGCUUGCAGGUUGUCACCAAUUUCUCAAGAAACCAGUCUGUCAAGAAAGGAAGAGACGGGGAUAACGCGGGCGACCAAGUCGGUGGCCAACCGCUGCUCGAUUUGCACGGUUUGAAACAGAUUGUAUUGGCCCGUGAGAAGCAGAGAAUCAAGGCAAAACAAGAACAACGCGCUCCACGAACCAAGGCAUACAACGACCAAAAGGGUGCUGGAAACUACACGUCACCGCAGUCGCUUGAACCUGGCUCGGCCCCGAUGUCUGGACUGUCUCCAUCAGACGGUUCUGUAGUCAUCGGCCUGGGAAUGCCCUAUGAUGACUCAACAAAUGGAAGAAAAAACAACCUAGCGCGCGGUUUGGCUGUACAGAAUCUCCAGGCCCCGCCCACUCCUACAAUCCUAGUCACACCUGCAAAGGAAGAGUCAUCAUGGCCAUCCGAUAGCCCAGAUGCAGAGCUGCAUCGGCCACGUGUUGCCUCCAGCGUGUAUUCACAGCCGACUCCACGUAUUCUCGACGAAGACAUUCCCCCAGUUCCAGCUAUCCCAGACCUGCACUCUAUUGUGCGAAACAAAGAUGCCAAACGCAUCCUCACUGCUCAAAACACGCCAACCAUGCGAUCUGAGCGCCCGAUGUCUGCUGAUACUGUUUUUGAAGACGACUCACCAAAAGAUCGAUACGUAACCCAGCACACGCCCACAAUGGCCUCGAUAUUGAGUCCAGGUUUGGGUGAUGCCAACCGGCCUCAGUCACAAGGAUGGUGGACGUACUUGCUAUCUCCGCUACUGAAACGCUCCAGUACUACUUCUACGCGCAGGACGGGGUUUUCACCUCGUAGUAUUCCGCCACAGUCAGCAACCUCGUUCACCUUUAAGGACUCUACUACUCGGGGACUGAGCGAGAAGGAAACUUCUCAUUUCUCCCCCGACACCCCAGAAACCGGAGUUUAUCGAAACGUCGAUAUUUGGAGCAGCCUCGAGAAACAGGGUAUUGAUGAAUCAGAAAGAGGUCUUGGUCCUACCACAGAUGAUAUUACGACAGGAUUUAGGGCAGGGCAUGUCUUCCCUAAUCAACAUGUCGAACCAAACUUGGCGGGUCAUGGCCUUGCUGCCGAGUACUACCUGGCGAGCGCCCACGACUUGUCCAAUGAAGAGCCGUAUUUUGAGUGCAUUGGUCAUAUUUGCUCCAUGACAACUCAAAAACGCUGUGCCGAAAUCAUUAAAACGUUGCAAGACAGUGAAAACGAAGGCGCUGAAAAGUCAGCAGCAGACAUGAUGCCGGCAUCGUUUGCUAUCCUGGACCUUCUCGCGAAAAUGCAUGAUCCACUCAUGGCCGAGCUGGAGAAGCAGAAAGCUGUCGAGGAGAAUAAAAAGAGUACCGAGGACCCGUUCUCGGAUGUAAAUGAGAAGGCCCUGCCUACGGAGGAUACCAGAGACUUGAUUUCGCUCGACGAUGGGGAAGCAAGGACUCGUGUCGCGUCAGUCACCCCCAUGGCUCGGUCAACUCGUUCACCUAGCCCUCCGCCGGUUGUUGAGAAAGAGCCUGUGCAGGAACCGCCUCGUGCCAUGCCGGCUCCCAGAGAGCCAACUCCGGUUCCUAUGCCAGCUAUGCCAGCCCCUAGAGAGCCAACCCCAGUCCCUAUGCCAGCUCCCUCGCCAAUGCCUCCAGCCCAGAUAGCACCGGCUCCGAUGGCUCCAGCAAUGGCGCAACCAGUGCAAAUGCCCCAAAUGCCUCCUCCAGUGAUGCAACCCAUGGUUGUGUAUGCCCCGCCGAUGCCUACUCAGGUGCCUGCACAAAUGCCUGCUUAUAUUCCUCCGUCCAUCCCCCAACAGCCAAUGUUUCAAGAGCCAAUACGCCAAUCACCUCAACAGAGGACAAUGUCUCCCGUUGUGAGGAUGCCUUCACCGGAAGAAACUAUUACGAACGACACGAGAGAACCGGCUCCAAGAGGAAUACGUCCGCGAGGAAUGUCUCCUGUCAUGAGGAUGUCUUCGCCGGAAGAAACUACUACGAACGACACGAGAGGAAUACGUCCACGAGGAAUGACCCCACAAGAAACAACUUCACGACAAAUGUCUCCCGUCGCGAGGAUGCCUUCACCAGAAGAAAAUAUAGCGAGCUACACGAGGGAGCCGGCUCCGAGCGGACUGGCUCUGCAAGGAAUGGCCUCGCGAGCAAUGACUCCACAAGAAAUGACCUUACGAGGAAUAACUCCACGUGAAAUGGCCCCACGAGAAAUUUCUUCCUCGCCGGAAAUCGCCGUUACCCAAGAAAGAGCAAGAGAAAGAGUACAGCGCAUUCUACCUCCAGCUUCCACCCCGCCGCCUCCCCGUCGCCCGAGUCCCGCGGCCGUACGUGGAGGAAACCCAGCCGCACCUCUGGAGAGCUCCCGUAAUAUCUCCGAAGAAGACUCUGACAGCGAACCACCACCAUACUACACCCCACCAACGAGCAGGAACUCAUCCCGCUUGAGGUCAAACAACCUACAGUCAAACAACCUGCAGGUCGGCAAUACACGACCGCAGAGGGCUGUCUCUCCUGGCCCUAUCUCGCCGGGUAUGCAGCGUGAAAUGACUAGUCGGGGUGGAAUCCCCAUGUCUGAAGUUACACCUUUUCAAGAUGAAGGAGAUACACAAAGAGACAGAAUUAAUGGAGGUCAGAUACAAGACCAACACCACGGAACGUUUCCGACCGUUGGGGGUUACCUACGCGCUGAGGAGAAUAAUAAUCGUCGACGACGCUUACAAAAGGAAAACUCGUUCUGGAAGAGAGCCGGCGGGCUAUUGCCCGGCAGAGGAGGCACGUCGAAAAAAAAAAGGGACCGACGUUGGUACUGCGCCAUCAUUGUCUUUUGCAUUAUAGUGAUUAUCCUAUCGGUCAUUCUGGCUAUAUGCCUCACCCACAAGGGAGACUCCACUCCCGUUCAGUCUCAGUGGUUGAAUCUCACAGGGUAUCCUCCCAUGCCCACCGGUGUAAUGACAGUUGCAGGUCCAGACCCUGCUGUCGAGCGCAGCAGCUGCGUUGCCCCUUCACAGAUGUGGACAUGUGCCUUGCCAAAGGAACAACAAGAUAGUAACACCGGUUAUGCAUCCGAUCGGCCGAAUUUCAGGUUUGAGAUCAGCUUCCACAACGGAUCCUACCCGCACAGCACUACAGUGCGCUCGUCUGCGACAAAUUCAAAGAGGUCUUUGUUAUUGUUUGACAGAGACGACGCGGCGCCAUCUCCUACUCCGGCUGUGCCUCGUCUUGUCGAUCAAAAGUUUUUGGGGAAUACGACCGACAACGUGACUGCUCCGUUUGAAGGAGAGGAGACACCUUUUUUUAUCACCUUUUUAUCACCAGUGGAUACCUCCGACUACCAGUCUCUGGGAAAAAGGGACAUCCACGAUAAUAGCGAGAGUACCACUCUGUCACCAUCGACAACACGGUCUUCGUCUCCGAGUAAAACUAGCAGCACUGCUAGCUCUACCACAACAUCUGGCACCGGAACUUUUGCAGACAUCGGAAACCUGAUCCCUGCACCAGCCAUGGCAUCCGACGGCACUGCAUCGGCGGCCACACUGUACCCAUUGCCAGGCUCGCAGCCGAUCAAGCUGUACGACCGAGGCAAGCCAACCGAGCAUUAUGGCUUCUACACCUACUUUGACAAGAGCAUAUUCAUAGAAUCCAAGAUCCCCGUCACUGGUGACAACAAACUCAAGGACUCGGACUCCGAGGACUCCAACGGCGGAAGCACAAAGGAAAAGGCCAAUGUGCGCUGCACAUGGUCGCAAACACGGUUUUUGGUGCGUAUAUGGACGCAGCCUACAAACGUCACGAACAUGAGAAUCACGGCGUCUUCAUCGUCAAACAGCACUAAUGCAACCGCCACCACGACUGCGUCCGCGACGACUUCACUGUCAACUAUAUCUCCUACGUCGACUUCUUCAUUGUCGGCAAACAACUUUACUUCUCCGGGAUCUUUCCCGUAUCCUAUUACUCUCACUGUCGACCGACAUGGUGGCCUUGCUACCGAAAAGCUGAUCUACUGUUACUCCCUUGAGCAAGAGGGCUACUACAACUUGACAUCUCCCAAACUGGAAGAUGAAGACCGAUCCUCUGGCGGGAGUAUCAUUCAAGCCAGUCCAGGCUAUAUUGCCUUGGCCGAAGUCGUGCAACAGGGCAUCAAGGAGAAUCAGACUGAACCGGUGGACGGCGGUACCGGUGGUUGUGAGUGCGAAUGGAGAAACUGGAUUUCUCUAUCUUGA